This is a messenger RNA of Ophidiomyces ophidiicola, 2565 nucleotides long. It is a transcript of the gene MNR2, whose product is annotated as CorA metal ion transporter. Gene Ontology annotation, molecular function: magnesium ion transmembrane transporter activity. The transcript is spliced from 4 exons. The record is from RefSeq and is a predicted model, not a curated record. Gene Ontology annotation, cellular component: plasma membrane. Gene Ontology annotation, biological process: magnesium ion transmembrane transport; intracellular magnesium ion homeostasis. Bases 1 to 2565 code for a protein of 854 amino acids. NCBI's taxonomy places the organism in Eukaryota, Fungi, Ascomycota, Eurotiomycetes, Onygenales, Onygenaceae.
AUGUCAGGCACCAAUACUUCGGCGUCUCCUGCCAAGGGUAGCUCUUCAAUCCCUCGUCGCGAGACAUCGGUAACCUACCAGGAGAGCCCCCAUGCGCGUUCGCCCUUCCCAGAAACGCAAAUCGGCCCUCAGGGACCAAUUAAUAAAGCGGGGAAAAAGCGCAGGCAUCGCACGCACAGACGUAGACGACAUCGACGGCCCUCUUUCGCCCCUACUGCCAUCGAAGUUCCACACGCCGAGGCUGGUGACCGCCAGCCUGACAGGAUAGAGGAAGAAGCCUGUAUCGAUGUUGCCUCUACGCUGCCGUCAGGUAGCCGUCGGGCACCAUUCUACAAAAUGGGGCCGCUAGGGAGCGCUGACCUGAGUGACACGAGCCUGGACAGCGAAGUGUUACUCGACCACAGAAACCAACCGAUGUUGCGACCGCGCCGUGACAGCCGAGUCACUCAAAGCUUUCGGCUUGAGCACCCCCUUCAAGCAUUUUCCACGACGGCUGAUUAUCAUCCUCGUCCCAGCCCUACGAGUCGGACGUCCCAGGCAUUAGGCGAUAGCGAGUCGGAAUCAGAGACAGCAGAUGAUCGAACGCCACUGAUUAAACCUACUCCUGUUCAGAAUACAAAUUAUAUCCGGUAUGGAACGGAGAGUAGAGAUGUCCCUCGUUCUUCCAGGCAAUAUUCCGGGGCUGGCGUGAGUUCAAGUCCUCGCUCAUCCAAUGGAGGGUAUGAUUUCAAACGGGAUUAUGAUAUAAAUAACCCACCAUCUGUGCCCGGCAGCCCUAAGACCGGUCCUGAUCUGGGGUAUGAUGAUGCUCUUGUCACUGGCCGAUCCUUCAGUUGCUCGGCCUCUCAGGAUGCCAGGCGUACGCCUAGUGUGUCGUGUGAUGCCGUUAUUAAUAUUGAGGGCAGUGGUAGGGCUGAUGGAAUCGAGUCAACUCCACGACCGUCUCCUUCCAUCUCCCCUCAAGACCUGAAACGACGCCGAACUGUAACUCUUCCCGUAGAAGAGGAUGUUUGUUUUCCUAUUGGGGCACUAUCUGAUCUUGGAGACGAAGAGUUUCCCCCUCACCCCCCAGAUGAAGGUUAUACUGCAGAACCUCGACGAAGGCGACGAAGGGUCUGGCCAGAUCUGUCAGUUUUGGACGAGUGGAGCCGAGAAGAAAAGGAAGAGCGUACAGAAGGUAUCCGAGCAAAAACAAUUAGCGAGCCCGUUCUGGUUGGAGGACGGCUUCGUAUUCGAAACACCUCGUGGCGGCGUGAAGAGGAAGAGGCACCCUAUAGGUUCUUUUAUUUCAACGAAGAAUUUCAAAGCACAAUCCACAGUCAGACUAUAUCUGAGCUUGUUCAGCCGGGCCAAACCUUCAAGAAUCUAUUCAUACCUGAUCCACCGGAGUUAGAAUCCGAUGAUGAAGACGAUGAUGAUGAUGACUUUACUCCAUUUGCGACGAACGGAUUUAGAACAAAUUCUUUCUCUUUGGUUGGCAAUAAUCAUCCCAAAGCUGAUCAGGAGUGUACAGCGGUAAAAUCGAGCGUAGCGAGUCCCAAUCAUAUUUCCGAGACUGCUUCUAAAGCAAAGCAAAAGCGCUACGGCCCUCGGCCGACAUUUUGGCUGGAUGUGCUAUGUCCCACCGAUGCAGAAAUGCGGGUGAUCGCUAAAGCUUUUGGUAUCCACGCGUUAACAGCAGAGGAUAUCAUGAUGCAGGAGGCUCGAGAGAAGGUGGAACUCUUUCGAAACUAUUAUUUCAUUAACUACCGUACUUUUGAACAAGAUAUGAACAGCGACAAUUUUCUUGAACCUGUUAAUAUGUACGUGAUAGUAUUUCGGGAAGGGCUCCUGAGCUUUCGUUUUUCCCAGACACCGCACCCUGCAAACGUUCGACGCAGGAUUCGUCAAUUAAAGGAUUAUUUGAUUUUGAAUUCUGAUUGGAUAUCCUACGCCAUUAUUGAUGAUAUUACCGAUGUUUUUGCUCCACUUAUCCAUUCUAUCGAAGAUGAAGUUGAUCAAAUUGAUGAUACAAUUCUACGCCUCCAUUCUGACUCCAAAAACUGUCAUGAUCAGUAUCCUGCUGAUGCUGCAGUCUCUGGUUCUGACAUGCUUCGUCGUGUUGGUGAAUGCCGGAAAAAGGUCAUGGGCCUGUAUCGCUUACUAGGCAACAAAGCAGAUGUUAUCAAAGGAUUUGCAAAGCGGUGCAAUGAACAAUGGCAGGUUGCUCCGAAGUCAGAAAUCGGGCUAUAUCUGGGUGAUAUCCAAGAUCAUAUCCUGACUAUGACGGGCAACCUUACACAUUAUGAGACCUUGCUAUCACGAGCCCACUCAAAUUACCUUGCACAAAUAAAUAUUCGCAUGAAUGAAAGACAAGAGCAGACCGCUGAUGUACUAGGAAAGCUCACUGUUCUUGGAACAAUCGUACUUCCUAUGAAUAUCAUUUGUGGAAUGUGGGGGAUGAACGUUAAGGUGCCCGGCCAGGAUGUUGAGAGCCUGACUUGGUUCAUGUCCAUCACGGCUGGCCUGGUUGUUUUCGCCGUUGUUUGCUUCUAUGUUGCGAAGCGAGUAUAUAGAAUUGUGUGA